Molecule: messenger RNA, 2767 nt
Organism: Nerophis ophidion (straightnose pipefish)
Lineage: Eukaryota; Metazoa; Chordata; Actinopteri; Syngnathiformes; Syngnathidae
Exons: 5
Coding region: 129-2636 (835 amino acids)
Biological process (GO): regulation of glycogen biosynthetic process
Cellular component (GO): protein phosphatase type 1 complex
Molecular function (GO): glycogen binding; protein phosphatase 1 binding
Source: RefSeq, a predicted model, not a curated record
GUCAUUAAAAGCAGGCGACCUCGCGGGACGCCGUACUUUCAUUAAUUAAACAGCCAAAAGACACAAACCCCGUCGUCGGCCGCAGAGAAGGGGAAGAAAGUUCCACAACGUCCACGCAGACGCGCCGAAUGCCCGGACAGGACAGCCUGUCCCUGCGGGCCGAGCUUGAGGGCCACUCCGCUCCGCGCCAACCUCCGAGCCAGGCCGGGCCGCCCGCCGCCUCCCACCCAGACCACCGCGACACCAUGGCGGCGCUGUACAUGCGACACCUGGAGGAAGAUCGGGAGAAAGAGGCCAUCAGGGCGCACGUGACCCUGGACGAGGAUGAAGAGACGGUGGCGCCCGUGAUCCGCAGGAAGGUCUCGUUCGCGGACGCGUUCGGCCUCGAUUUGGUCUCCGUGAAGGAGUUUGUGGACGCCGCGGAGGAGGCCAGCGACGAGGACGAGGCCAGCCCGGCCGAGGAGUUCUACCUGUCCUGUCUCUUCACCGCGCCCUCGUCCUCGGAGGAGCUGGAGCGCAACCUGGAAGCACGGAUGGUGGACUUGGAGAGCAUCGAGCUCCUCCCGGGUACCACCACCCUCCGAGGCACGGUGAGGGUGCGCAACCUCUGCUACAGCAAGGCCGUCUACGCCAGGAUCACCCUGGACAGCUGGCGGAGCUGCUUCGACCUGCUGGCCGACUACGUGCCAGGAUCCAGUGAUCGCAAAACAGAUAGGUUUACCUUCCAGUACACGGUGGUCCCCCCCUUGGAGAAAGAGGGCACCCGGGUGGAGUUUUGUCUGCGUUACGAGACGUCAGCGGGCACUUUUUGGGCCAAUAACAUGGAGAUGAACUACGUGGUGUUCUGCCACCAGAAGAGUCCUCGGAAGCAAGUGCAGAGGAGCUGCCUCAAAGCGAACAGGAGGGGAGGCACUCAGGAAAAACUGAGCGACGACACGGCCGUACCGAGUACAAAAGCCGAGGCCUCGCUUGAGGAGAAGAAUGCAGAGAGCGUGUCGUUAUUUCACCCCGCAGAGCACAAACCCCUGGUGGCGAGCAUAAAAAGCCGACACAGAGCCGUGCGUCUGGCGCAAGUCAAAGACAUACUCUCCCAUACCUGGGGGCAACGGGAUUGCACGGCGGCGUCUCAGAAACAAUCCCACGUCCUCACCUACCACCAAAUUCCUCUGAUCACGCUGGACUGGGACAACGAUAAUACUUUAAUGGACGAUAUCUUGAACGCAAGAGCCAAAGUGACCUUGUCGAAAGAAGAAAGUGUAAAAGCCGCAGGGCCAGGGAAUGAUAUUUGGGGGUCUUUUCUCAACGGGCAAGGUCCCGCUGCUGAUAACGACACCUCCGUGUGUGACGUAUGGCAGGCUUUUAUAAACGGGCCCCGCUGCCAGGGCGACUUGACUGUCCCCCAGUCGGAAUGGCUGCAGACCGCCACGCUGGUUCCUGCUGCGACUAAAAGCAAGGAGCACGUCCAGAAUGCCACCCGAGCUGCGAGUCAGGCGCAGUCACAUGCUCCGCGGGCCUCGCCGGAUCGCGUUUCCUCGAGAGGUGACAACAGAGUCGCCGCAGAGUUUACGCGGACACCGCCCGUGUCCGAGGGAUCUGUUGACACACCAGAAGAACGGGUAACAGAGAGAGAUGAAAGCCUGAAGGAGUUGACUGCAAUGACAGCGGGGACUCUGAUCUCACUGGGAGAAAGGCCGAUUCAGGGUUGGGGAGACGAAGGUCACGCGCCGGCAUUUUCUGAGACCGCCAGAGAAGAAGGGCGAGGAGUCGCCAUAAGCUGCGACAAAAUCCUCAAGCCUGAGAGCGAUGAAAGACCACUGGAUGUAAACAAAAGCCGUGGUGAAUGUGAUCCAAACCAAAGAACUGAGAACGAAGUAGAGAUGUCAUUCAGACAUCUUGUAGAGGAAGUUGGAGAGGGUGAGGAGAAAAAGGAGGAAAUUGUCACACCGGAUGUCAUCGUCUCAAAUGGAACCAGCUUGCAGGUAUUUUCAGACAAUCCGGAGACUCGUGUCGAGAGGCUUUCGGACAAUCCGGAGACUCGUGUCGAGAGGCUUUCGGACAAUCCGGAGACUCGUGUCGAGAGGCGACUUGAAAUAAAGACUUUAAGACAUUUCCCCACGGAUAGCCACAAAGGGAAGUCUGAGGAGGGUCAAAAAAGCCCAGAGCUCUGCAACCAACGGGACUUAAACCCAGCAAAACCCAAUGCAUCUUCAGCUUUGGAGGACCCUCCGGGAGUGAAGGAGCAGAAUUUGACGGCGUUCACCAAAACGCUUGAAGCGAUCGAGUCCAGAUCGGAUGGAGAUGGAGAGCCCGAGGGAGCUGAUGGUGCACUUGAAGAACCAGCAGACCUCCACCAUCAGACGGGAAGUAGCGGGCAUUCAGAUCCUGUCUCGCCCACUCCGGACGUCAACCACCCGUCCAAGAAGUCCAACGGGUUUUUGUGGUGGAGCAUGUUGUACAUCCUAAGUCACAUCACACAGUUCACCACCUGCUGCCUGCUGGUCGCCGGAUUCGUAGUCAUUGUUUCCUUCUAUGAUUUCCCAGCAUUCUUUGUGCUUUACAUGUUCUCACUAGUGUGGUGGUUUUAUAAGUGGAAAGGGCCUGAAGAGGCGACAAGGUUGCUAGAGAGGGAGAAAUAGUAGCUAAAGCAAGAUGUCUUCAUAGGGAGUAGGUGCAAUGACACAUUUUUAUAACUAUUUUUGUCUUUCCUACCUAUCAAGUAGUGCACUGUUUGGCUUUUCUUGAAUGAAAUAAAUGAUUGGUCACGAUA